Molecule: messenger RNA, 3643 nt
Organism: Syngnathus acus (greater pipefish)
Lineage: Eukaryota; Metazoa; Chordata; Actinopteri; Syngnathiformes; Syngnathidae
Gene: b4galnt3b
Product: beta-1,4-N-acetyl-galactosaminyl transferase 3b
Exons: 20
Coding region: 132-2759 (875 amino acids)
Cellular component (GO): Golgi cisterna membrane
Molecular function (GO): acetylgalactosaminyltransferase activity
Source: RefSeq, a predicted model, not a curated record
CGUCAUAUUGCUUGGAGACUGGCUUGACCGCAGUUACGCAGCGCAGUCGACUGCGGAGACGCAAGCAACCGGGACCGACCGGCAGCAAAGCCGAUGAAUCACCUCAAGGGAAAUGUCUAUUGAAUGCCGAGAUGAUAACUGCGUUGUUCCCGGUGAAGAAACUGCGGAGGAAUGGUAAAUGUGUGCUGUUGGGGGCUAUUCUGCUGGUCGCAGUGGUGGCCGUCGUGUCCAACGUGCGGAGAGAAGUCACCGUUCUUGCAGGUUCCAUUUCUGAUGUCGGCACUGGCUGGAAGAACGUCCUGUUCGGUCAAACGCUAAGCCCGGGAAUAGUAAGAGAAAAUGUUAACGCAAGCCAUCCGCUGGAGGAUUCUGGAUUUAUGAAGGCAGUCUGGAAACCAGAGUAUCAAGGCCGGGCCAAUUUGCACGUGUUUGAGGACUGGUGCGGCAGCUCCACGGACAGGCUCCGCCACAACCUCCACUACCCGCUGUACCCUCACUCCAGGAUUACAGUCAACAAGCUCGCCGUCUCCCCACAGUGGACCAACUACGGGCUCAGGAUCUUCGGUUAUUUACAUCCUUACACCGAUGGGGAGUUUGUAUUCGCCCUGAGCUCCGACGAUAACUCGGAAUUCUGGCUCAGCACGGAUGAGUCUCCCUCCAAUCUGCAGUUACUUGCAUGGGUUGGAAAGACCGGAUCUGAGUGGACAGCUCCAGGCGAGUUUGAGAAGUAUAGCAGUCAGAUCUCCAACGCAACUCAGCUUUCUGCUCAUCGGAGGUACUUUUUCGAAGUGAUUCACAAGCAGAAUGACAAAGGCAAUGACCAUGUGGAAGUGGCUUGGACGCUGUUGAAUGAGGACUUCAAGUUUCUGGUCAUUGAGUCCAAGUACAUCUCUCUGUAUGUUAAUGAGUCGGCACUGCGUAUGGACGACGUUGCGCACAUACCGCAGACAGUUCCGAGCCACCCACGCAACGUUUCGCAGAAGCACAACACCCCCACCGUCGACCUGCUGAGGGAAGACCCGCGAGACACUUUCGACCGAGUGCCUUUGCUAGACAACAGCUUCCUCCAAGGUCUUCUGCCCGACUGCUCGUACAAGCCCAGCUAUAUCAUCAAUUUCCCUCUCAAACGUUACCAAGGAAUCCAUUAUGUCCACAGGUCCUACGUAUAUCCCAAUGACUACACCCGACUGACGCACAUGGAGGGAUUGAACAGCUGCUUUUACGAAUCCAGCAACAAGACGAUGUUUGACUUUUCUCGAUUCAUGAAACUAGAUCCACCUGAGGAUUUGGAAAAGAAAAACACAGACUACAGCUUUCAGAAGACAGUCCUAACUUGGAAUGACCCCACCGACACCAUGAAGAAAUCACCUUACAGCAGUCGUCCGAAAAUAGAGAUGGCUGCAGAAAAAAAUCUGCACAAAUCUGCAAAAGGACCAAACCUUAAAUCGCCGCUCAAUCCUCCCUCAACCAGAAAGAAACUCGUUCCGAAGCAGCUCAUCAACUCCAAAUGGACAGAUGUUAAAAUGAACAAAACCUACAUCCAGACUAUUCAAAAGUCUCUUCAACCUCUCAACAUCAAAGUUGCCAACCAGGAGAUCAGGAAAGAUACCAGAGAGAUAAAGGCUGAUACCUCAAGGGGACUGGAGGAGGAUGAGCACCACAACCCGGCCGUGUUUGACACCAAGGUGGACUGGAGUCAGACCUUCCAGAUCCGUCGCGUGGACCUGCAGUUCAUGCGCUCCGACUCGUACAGACUGCUGUGUAACGUCUUGGGAAACCGGCUGCUGCACUCCAGCGAUGCGAUGCCCGUCGCCAAAGCUUUCGUAGCGCAACUCAACAAAAAGCAUAAAGACCCUUUUACUCUUCUGCGGGUGGUUAAUGUGGAGAAGCGUUUGGACGGCGCCCAGGGGAGCCGCUAUCUCCUGGAGCUGGAGCUGAAAGACACCAAGGGCCAACUACGGCGCCUGUCGCACUACAUCUACGUGGAAAAUCGCCGCCGUCGCACUCGCCCGCCCAGCCAGGACUUGGUUUUCCAAUGGCCCGAACCUAAGCCGGUGCUCUGCAACCCGGUCGGCUUCCACUGGAACCCCAAGGCCACGGUCCAUUUCGUACUGCCGGUGAAAAACCAGGCACGCUGGGUGCAGCUUCUCAUCGACAACAUGGCCGCCUUGUUCAAGACGACGGGCGACGCCAACUUUAACCUCAUCAUCGCUGACUACAACAGCACCGAUAUGGAUGUGAGGGCGGCCCUCGAGAAGUCCUCCCUGCCCAGGUACCACUACGUGAAGCUGAGUGGUAAUUUCAAACGCUCCGCUGGUCUCCAAGCAGGCAUCGACCUGAUCACCGAUGACCACAGCAUUGUGUUUCUUUGCGACCUCCACAUCCAUUUCCCUCUCUCCAUCAUAGAUAGCAUUCGGAAACACUGCGUAGAGGGAUUCAUGGCCUUUGCGCCUAUUCUCAUGAGAUUGGACUGCGGGGCAACACCAUUGGAGGCCAGAGGUCACUGGGAGAUGCAAGGUUUUGGAUCAUUGGGCAUUUAUAAGUCUGAUCUGGACGCAGUGGGAGGAAUGAACACCAAGGAGUUCACCGAAAGCUGGGGAGGAGAAGACUGGGAGCUCCUCGACCGAAUCAUCCAGGCCGGACUAGAGGUGGAGCGGAUCCACCUGCGUAAUUUCUUCCACCACUACCACUCCAAGCGCGGCAUGUGGAACCAUCGCAUGUCGUUACGUCCGAAGCGACCCGGUCAAAAGCUACGCUAGCACCGCCCAGAGCACUUUAACAGUUGGAGUCUGCUGUUUUCCAAUUGCUGCGACUACUGAUAAGCACAACAGGGUGGUGCGGUGUGACCAGUCAAGCUCGUCGCCAUGGCGAUGGUACCGAUAACAUCGGAGUUGCUAGCACUGGAUGUACUAUUGACUGCGGAGGAGGGUACGAGCCAAUCAGGUUUAGUUUACUGGGCUAGCCUGUAAAUAAGUGUACGUCACAGAUGGCAAGUGCUCAAAUGGAUGCAACACCUUGGAUAUGUACAAAGAAGUGUCUUAUGUAUUUCACAUUAGUCAUAACUGGAAAAAAAAAAGUGUUUUUUGCAAUUUUCUGUUUUUGUCAGCAGAUGGCGGGAUGCUAUAAAUGAUAGAAAACUUGACUUGUGGGAUUUUUAAGAGUGCAUUUCAAUGUAUCUGAUGUUAACUCUGUUUGCUCAUCUCUCUUACACGUGCCUUAUUUAUAUUUGUGAUGUCUCUUGUUGACCAAAAAUGAUCUAGAUGUAAAAUGGGAGGGAUUUCUGUUUAAAAACAGCAAAACAAUUCUGGGUUUAUCCAAGUGUAGGAAAUAGUCGUAAUAUUGGUAUGAACUGAACCAUGUUUUUUUUUUAAAUGUUUUGUAUUUUCUGAUUGUACAUAGUUUUGCGAGUUAAGCUUGAAAGGUAAUGUUGGAUUGUUUCAAUUGAGUCAUGUUCUGUCAUGGGACCAACUAUUUGAUGCUUUUACUAUGGAUACAAGGAUGCACUGUAAAAGUUGCUUUUAUUUCAAUUUCGAAAUGUUGGAAGUUCCUCUUGACUUUUGUACAAUGUGAUAGUCUUCUCUCAGGAUCUGUUUUUAUUUACACUGUCUUGACACAUGUCACAAUUAAAUUUAUCAAAAAUAAA